Molecule: messenger RNA, 2400 nt
Organism: Acanthoscelides obtectus
Lineage: Eukaryota; Metazoa; Arthropoda; Insecta; Coleoptera; Chrysomelidae
Source: the annotation of a GenBank genome assembly
UAUUACGCAGCGCAGUCAUCCAAAUUCGGCACCUCAAAUUCGAACCAUAGUGCGAAGCACAAAACAUAAUACACGGUGCAAAACUUUCAGAAAUAAAUGGUGCGGGCGUUGUGGUGGGCUAUGCAUGGAAGCUGCAAGGCCACCCACGAGUGACGCAGUUUUUUUACGCCACUGGCUAUUCGCAAUAUUUAAGAUGAAUCAUACCAUCUCUAAAAUAUAGCAAUCACGAAUAUUCAAGUUUAAGGUCAGCCCACCACUAUUGCUUAAUGUCAAGUUCACCCUAACCUUACUUUUGUUUUGUUUUUGUGAUUUUCCAGACUUUUUAGCAAUUUAAUAUAAUAAAGCACUGGUUGAGGUGUGUGAUCGUGUUAAAUUCAAAUACAAAAAAAUGAACCUUCUACCAAAAAGUAAAGAAGAUUUCAGCCAGAAAGAGUAUUGGGAUACAUUUUUCAAGAAGAGAGGAGCAAAGGCAUUUGAAUGGUAUGGAGAAUAUCUAGAGCUUGCAGACAAUCUACAUAAAUAUAUAAAAAAACAAGACAAUGUCCUCAUUACUGGAUGUGGUAAUUCAACACUUGGUCGUGAUUUGUAUAAUAUUGGCUAUGAAAACAUAACUAACAUAGAUAUAUCUCCAGUAGUCAUAAGGCAGAUGUUAUCAAAUGAUAGCAAAGACAGACCAAACUUGAAGUACAUCCAGAUGGAUGCUUUGAACAUGUCCUUUGAAAGUCAACAAUUCAGUGUUGUGUUAGAUAAAGGUACAUUAGAUGCUCUUAUGCCUGAUGAUAAAGAAGAAACAGUAGCUAAGAUCAAGCAAUAUUUUGAUGAAGUAACUAGAGUUCUUAAAAAUGGGGGUAGGUACAUAUGUGUAUCUUUGCUGCAAGAGCAUAUAUUGAGAUACAUGUUACAAUAUUUUCCAUCAAACAACUACAUGUUCAGAGCUGUGAGGUGCUUUGAAGCUGAAAAGAAGGCCAUUGAAAAUGGUGAAAGCUGUAUGCCAGUGUUUAUGGUUAUAUGCACAAAAUUCUCUGCACUGCCUAGAAAGGUGCUAGAGUUGAAUUUAGGAUCACUAGAUAAAAUGCAGAGAUAUGAGAAAGAGGAAGAAAUUAUUUUGAGCAUAGCCAAUGUUCAAAACGCAUCUUUUGUAUGCUCAGGAUUGAAACGAUCGAAUAUUGGGGAAGAAAAUGAAGUAGUUUUAGAUCUUUAUGAACCUGGCAGUAGGAAUCCCAGGUUCACAGUUUAUGUUGUAGAUAUACCACCACAACAUAACUAUUUACAAUAUGCAGGGUUCAUAGUUCCCGAGGGCAGGGAGGCAGAAUGGUUAUUCUCGACAAAAGCUGGAAGGAAGAAUUUGGUACGCGUAACCAAACAUAAUCGUCUCGCCAUUAUAACAUUACACAGAGGACAAAAAUAUGAAUCACUGGAUGCAGUGCAAAAAGAACUUUCAGAUACAAUUUGUAAUUUGGCUCCGUCUUCACUGAAUGUAAAAAAGAUUCCAUUCCUUUCUCUAGGCUCUGAUGUAGGGCACCGUACUAUCAGAUAUGAAGGGAACUCACAAUUUUCUGGAGACUAUGUUAUCGAAGAUGUGAUCACAGAAAGUGGUGACAAGUAUCGACGAUUAUUUUAUACCAGCUCGCAACUCGUUAUCCAGUCAGAGGGAAAAUUGAGGCAGAUCAAAUCUAGAAAAGGAGCGCCUAAAGAAGUUGUAGAUCUGCUUUACUUGACUUGCAGACAUCAUGUUUACAUGAGCUUGGCGACCUAUGUGGCAUGCAGGGAAAAACGAAAAAUAAACAUUUCUGUGAUUGGUCUAGGAGGUGGUGGGCUUUGCUCUUUCUUGCACAAAUUUAUUCCCAAAUCUAAUAUCCUAGGGGUUGAUAUAGACCCUGAAAUGUUAAAAAUUGCUACGGAAUGGUUUGGCUUCCAACAAAACGAUAGAUUGCAAGCAAAAAUUCAAGAUGGGUUAGAGUAUAUAAAGGAAGCUGCACAAAAUGGUGGAGAACUAAAUGCCAUACUAUUUGACGUAGAUAGCAAAGACUCCUCUGUUGGGAUGAGUUGCCCACCUAGACAAUUUUUAGAAAAAGCUGUCUUAAUAAAUGUUGCUGCGCUAAUUGGGGAUUCAGGACUAUUUAUAUUGAACCUAGUCUUGAGAGACCACACCUUAAGGCCAUCAGUUCUGAAAAACCUGAAAGAUCAUUUUGAGACAAUUUUGACAUGUAAGCUGGACGUGGAUCUCAAUGAAAUUGUUAUUUGUUCGAAUAAUAAAAUAUACAUGGAUCAUCUCAAAGAUGCAUGUGUUUCGUUGAACAGCUUUUUCAAAAAGCAUAAUGUUACCGACAAUAUUGUUGAUGUAGAUAAGUUUAUGCAAUCAUUAAUAAUGCAGUCGUUAACAAUAAAUAAUUAAGAAAA